AUGACAGAACCAACCAGCCUUUCUGCAGGUUCAGUACAGAAGAAAGAGAGUGUUGCCACACAGCUGAUGAAGCGUAAAAAGGAAGUUGGUGUCACUUCUGAGGAACUUGCUUCAGCAAAUGCAGCUACAGACCAGAAAGAGCAAGCUACAUCUGAAGUAAGUGAAGACUAUGCGUACAGAAGUAGUGGGAGACCUGAGGAGACAGACAUGAUUAAGUCACUUGUGACAGAUCAAGAUGCAUCUAGAAACUGUGAACUAUAUCUACCUGUGCCUAGUAGUUGUCCAGCAGUGGAGUCAUCUGAGGAGAGUGAGGAGGACAUGUAUCGAGAUGCAGAAGAAAUAGAGAGAGAGAAAAUGCUACUUUGUCAGACAAACUCCUCAGAAUGUAAACUAAGUGUUGCCCCUGAAAUGGACAUCAUGGAGUAUUGCAGAAGAGAAUGGAGAGGAAAUACACCAGUAGCAAAAAGGAUGAGAAAGGGAUAUGAAGCAGUUGCUCAGAAGUUUGCAUCUAUAAGGAGAAUACGAGGUGAUAACUAUUGUGCUUUCAGAGCAACUCUUUUCCAGGCAUUGAGUCAAUCUACUGAGCUACCAAGCUGGCUGCAGCGUGAGGAUUUUACUAUGCUUCCUGAAAACUUGCUGAGCAAGUAUGACUGGAUCAAGCACUGGCAGCUGAAAGAGAAACUGGGCAGAAAGAUGGGAGAAAUAAGUGAUGAAAUUAAAGAGUAUUUAAUACUUCUAAGGAAAAAGUGGAAGAGUGUAAGUGAAAUCAAGAGUUCCAUUGAGAAACAAGAAGCUUGUGAUGAAUUGUUUAAAAAUGAAGAGGAGGAGUAUAGUCUCUAUGAAGCACUGAAAUUUUUGAUGCUUAACACUGCUAUUGAAUUAUACAAUGAUGAUAAAAAUGGAAGGAGAGUGCCUGUCUUCUCCUGGUUACUGUUUGCACGGGAUACAUCUAGCAACCCUUGCCAGCUAAUGCAUAAUCACUUGAAUCACAUUGGGCACAGUGGAGGCCUGGAACAAGUGGAAAUGUUCCUUCUUGCUUAUGCUCUGCAAUAUACCAUCCAAGUGUAUCGACUCUAUAAAUACAGCACUGAUGAAUUCAUCACACUUUACCCCAAUGACCCGGAGGAGGACUGGCCUGUUGUGACUCUCAUAACUGAAGAUGACAGACAUUAUAAUAUUCCAGUCAGAAUGUGCCAAGAGACAACGCUGUAAACAAGAGAUUUUUGGCAGACAAACCUGUGUUGCUUAUUGAGGUUUCCAGUGCUAUUUUGAAACAGCACAAUGACAAAAGCUGCAUUAUUGAAUCUGCAACAACUUGAAAUCUGUG
Acanthisitta chloris (rifleman) is the source of this 1327-nucleotide messenger RNA. RefSeq names its product OTU deubiquitinase with linear linkage specificity (gene OTULIN). The record is from RefSeq and is a predicted model, not a curated record. Gene Ontology annotation, molecular function: cysteine-type deubiquitinase activity. The transcript has 7 exons. NCBI's taxonomy places the organism in Eukaryota, Metazoa, Chordata, Aves, Passeriformes, Acanthisittidae. Gene Ontology annotation, biological process: protein linear deubiquitination. The coding region runs from base 1 to 1212 and encodes 403 amino acids.